AUGGCGAGCUCGCAAGAAUUUUUGCAAGCCACAUUUGGAAGUGUUCCAUUGCUAGCUUUGUGCUUUUUGGGUGUGCUCUGUUUAACAUUUACAGGCCUGAUUGUGAUCGCCCUGAUUCCUGUGUAUUUGAAAACACCUAGUAUGCAUGAGCGUCUGCCUGUAACCAAUCCAGUUAGUGUUGAACCUAUUAUAACAAAAUCACAGCUAGACACUUCAACAACCACGUUUAGGUUGACAGCUAUAACUACAAAAUACCCAAACAUCACAGCAGAAACACCAACAACAGCAAUUUCAACUAUGCCACAUGAAACAGAACACAAAACAACAAAUUUGAUGAAACUUGGUAUAAACCAACUAGGUGAUAUUAGGAAGCAUGUGGUUAAAUUACAAUUAAAGCAAGCACAUGAUCCCCAGUAA
This is a messenger RNA of Didymodactylos carnosus, 417 nucleotides long. NCBI's taxonomy places the organism in Eukaryota, Metazoa, Rotifera, Eurotatoria, Philodinida, Philodinidae. The record is from the annotation of a GenBank genome assembly.